GUGCUGGCAAAACCCCCACCCUGGGUGGCGGCUUCCAUGUGAACUUGGGCAAGGAGUCAAGAGCACAGACCCUGCAGAAUGGGCGGCGCCACAUCCACCACCUGGGGAACCAGCUGCAGCUGAACCAGCACUGCCUGGACACUGCCUUCAACUUCUUCAAGAUGGCCGUGAGCAAGCACCUGACCCGUGGUCGGAAGAUGGCCCACGUCAUCGCCGCCUGCCUCUACCUGGUCUGCCGCACCGAGGGCACACCGCGUAUCCUUUGGCCUGCGCUGUCUGCUGCCCUCAGACCCAUCCUCCUAAAGAAGCCUCUUCCGGUGCCUCCCAGCCCCUCUACUGUCUGUCUGCUGUCCGAGCCUGCCAUGCAGCUCAGAGCAGCCACUCCUGCGGGGAGUGUGGACCUCCUAGUGAGUGAGAGGGACAAGGAGGAUGCUGGCCCAAGGGAAAUUGCAGUGCUAUUCCUUGUGCUGCUG
Messenger RNA from Galeopterus variegatus (Sunda flying lemur), 473 nucleotides. RefSeq names its product transcription factor IIIB 90 kDa subunit-like. Gene Ontology annotation, cellular component: nucleus; transcription preinitiation complex; transcription factor TFIIIB complex. Lineage: Eukaryota; Metazoa; Chordata; Mammalia; Dermoptera; Cynocephalidae. The annotation marks the transcript as partial. Gene Ontology annotation, molecular function: RNA polymerase III general transcription initiation factor activity; RNA polymerase III type 3 promoter sequence-specific DNA binding; TBP-class protein binding. Gene Ontology annotation, biological process: DNA-templated transcription initiation; transcription preinitiation complex assembly; transcription by RNA polymerase III. The transcript has 4 exons. The record is from RefSeq and is a predicted model, not a curated record.